GCAGGCCUCGCGUGUCGCCCCUCGCCUGGGGUCUCUUCCUCCCUCCCUUACCGCCAGGGUCUUUGGCGGCGGCGCUCCCGUCCUGCCCUCGGGAUCGCGGGCUCUUCCUCGCAGUCGUUAAACCGGGAGGGCAGCGGGCGGGUUGAGGUUUAUAAGAUACCGGUCGCAAACCUGCCCGUAACGCUCCCCUUUGCUUUCCUGCUGGUGGCCCACCCCUGCUCUGACUCUCAGAGGGAUCGCCCGAGUUAAAGCUGGCGUGUCGGUAGCCAUCGAUGUAAUGAGCAAUAUGGUCUCGUAUUGUUAGAAAUGCUGGCGCUGUUUCAACAAGUUCUUCCUCUUUCCUCACAGCAGGUAUCGCUGCCUGCCAGGCUCUUGUUCAUCCUUGUUCUGCUGCCUGUUCUAGACCUUGUAUAACGUCUUCCAAAGAUGGCAUCAAAUAUUUGGGUGGUUUCCAAUCCAAAUGGCCAAGAGCACUAACUUCAUAAUGUUAGGCAGGAAGGCGAGGCUCUCCUGUUGCUCUUGCGCUUCUUCUCAUACUGAAACCUCUCUGAACUCCGUUUUCUUCCCAAAUGGGAAGGCUUAGUGAUAGCUAGCCUUGGAGUUUGGUGCAGCUCUGAUUAUGGGAAGGAGCUUUUUGGUGAUGGGUGCCAUUCAGAACAUCUGUAAACUGCACUCGUUCGUAGGUCGUUCAUUAUUUUUCAUUUCAUUUAGUCUGCUUUCCUAAGGAAACAAGGCCUUUGAGAUUAGGUGAUGUAUGUGUUUAUGUUUGCUAGUAACUCUUGAAUCCAUGGGCUGAUCAAAACCAAAUGCAACAGACUGACAAAGUUCUCAGAGACAGUUGAGAGAGUUUGGGGAAAACAAAUGACUGGGUAUAAGAAAGAGAUUCUUUAAAUACUCUUGAGUGUCGAGAGGGAAAACAGUCAUUUUCCAUGGGAAGGGAAAAUUGUCCAUUAGACAACAGAGAAUUCACCUAAGAGGACUUUUAAAUGCCCACCUAUAGGAGAAUUUGUGGUUGAAGUCUUAGAUGCUGAAGCUGAUCUACCCUAAAAUGCAAGACUAGGUAAUUGAGUUUCACUUGGUCUGAUGCCUCACUUACUGAUUCAUUGAAUGCUUGCCUCUUCAGCUGCCUCAGCUAUUGUUUAGGGUAAGCUGGAAGAGCUCAGUCAGAAAACAGUGAGACAAAGGAAAAAGAAAAACAUCUCUAACUCUUUCAAUUGCAAGUUUCCAUCUUAAAAAUCUGUCCCUUUGUGUAUGUGCACAGAUUUGUCGUCUAGAACGUUCUGUGCCUCGAGGGCUGAUGAACGCCAAGGGAGAUCUUGACUAAUUCCUGUUUCCUUUGUUCAGGGAUAUCAUGUCCAUUUAUAAGGAACCACCCCCGGGAAUGUUUGUUGUGCCUGAUCCCCAUGACAUGACCAAGAUUCAUGCAUUGAUCACAGGCCCAUUUGACACGCCUUAUGAAGGGGGUUUCUUCUUGUUCCUGUUUCGCUGUCCUCCAGAUUAUCCCAUCCACCCACCAAGGGUCAAACUGAUGACAACGGGAAAUAACACAGUGAGGUUUAACCCCAACUUCUACCGCAAUGGGAAAGUCUGCCUGAGUAUUCUAGGCACUUGGACCGGGCCUGCAUGGAGCCCAGCACAGAGUAUCUCUUCAGUCCUUAUCUCCAUCCAGUCUUUGAUGACUGAGAACCCCUAUCAUAAUGAACCUGGCUUUGAGCAGGAGAGGCACCCUGGGGACAGCAAAAACUAUAAUGAGUGCAUUCGGCAUGAGACCAUCCGAGUAGCAGUGUGCGAUAUGCUGGAAGGAAAGUGUCCCUGUCCUGAGCCUUUACGGGGAGUAAUGGAGAAAUCCUUCAUGGAAUACUACGACUUCUAUGAAGGGGUGUGCAAAGAAAGACUUUAUCUCCAAGGACAGACGAUGCAGGAUCCUUUUGGUGAGAAACGAGGCCACUUUGACUAUCAGUCCCUAUUAAUCCGUUUGCAAGGAAUUCGGCAGAAGGUGCAGGAGAAACACCAGCAGGAGAAUACAGAAAUAGACUCUGAGAGCAGCUCCUCUGAGACAGAGACAGACACUCAAGGUUGUUCCAAAGCUUAGAGCUGCAUAAGGAGUGGAGAGGCCAAGCCGUGGGGAUGUUCUGUCUUCACACUCUAGAGUACCCCUGACAGACUCGACAACCAAACCAGUGCCAGAGCGGAGAAAACUGCGGGACGUCUUCUGUCUCCUUUUACUGCUCUGGUGGAUAAUACUGAACGAGAAGACUUCAUGCUAGACAAAGCCAAGCUUGUGACAGGCUACUAUUAAAAGGUACUUACUAUGCUAGAAAGCUGGAGCAUGUGGCAUCAGGUUAUUUUUUGGAAACACCUACACUGGGUUUUUUUUUUUUUCCUUCCAUUUGAUUAAAGAAUGAGAUCUAGACCAUGACUCCUCUUUACAGCUUUUCUGUUCCUAGACAGUGAGCCCAUCCCUGGGGCCACGCUGAACAUGGAGCUGUAGCUGUGGGAGUGCUCUGAUGAGUCCAGGGUAUGACAGGGCCCAUGCACUGUGUGCCCGGGUGAAGCCUGUUUGUGUGGGUUGGGAGGGAUGGAGCCUCUCUGCUCCGUGGGAGCCCAGCUACCUGGUGUCUUUCUUCUAGACACUGUUCUAGACAGACCAAAGAUAAAGAGCAGUGGUGGAAUCUGGGCUCCCUUCUGAAAGCUUUAUUCAAGCCCUGGGUGACUUCGUCCACUGGGACUUCAGGCACAAAGGGGAGAAUGAAAAGUGGAAACUGCAAGAAUUCAUAAAUCGAGUGCAGGUGUGUUCACCCUGGCAUUUUGAGGGAGGGAGGGUGAGAAAAUCAUUGGUUCAGAGAUGGGGGAAGCACUUAAAAAUAAGUCUAGUUUGUGUAUUUUUUUAAGGUGUUGAUUUGAAAUUAGUGUUCUAGAAAUGUUUAUUUGGUUGCUCUGAAUGGAGCUGUUUUGUUUCCUCAUCUGAAGUACUCUUUGCUUUCCACCCCUCUAGUCAGUGUAAUAUUUCAUUUUUCUCCUCUCUUCCUCCUGCCCCCUCACUCCCAACUGUUACUUUGAUCCCUCAGAUUUGAAAUGCUAGUAUAAGGAGCAUUUCUAGCUAAGGAAGCCACCGUUUCUGGGUGGAGUUCUUCAGAGGUGCAUGCCUCGUUAUUGACUGAAAAUUCCUUUGCCAAACUUGGCCGAGCGCAAGCUAGCUGAGUGUCGUAAAGCACUUCAGCGCUUUGAAUGUUUGUUUUAAACAGCAGCUUUUUACUGUGAGCGAAGGCAAACCUCUUGGAGAGGUGUCUGCAGGCUGCGAGUGCCAUUACAUCAGAGAUGUAUUCCGUGUAACUUAGGUGGAGGUGAAAUACCCAGUUUCUCCAGGCAAGUGAGCCUGGUGAUGAUUGAUUGGAGCAGUAAAAUGUUUUGUUGAUGAAGAGCUUAAUCUACUUUUGUUUUUUACAGGAGCUUUGAUAGAAAGCUAAGCACAGAGUUGCACAUUGUCUCAGGCCCUCUCCCACCUCCCUUAAACACCUUCUACCAGCUCAGCCCUGUUUCAGACUCCUAGGGUGGUGAGGGAACUCCCAACCCAGUCCUCUGUUAAGAAAGUGCAUAGAGAGGGGCCAAAAGACCCCUGCAGUGUGAUGUACAGAAAAGCAAUGUCCCAUGUGUCACUGAAUUAUCUGGAGUCUCUGUGAUUUGAGCAUCAACUAUUGCAGAAGCCUGCACACUGCUGUCUAAGCAGCUCUGAAAAACCAAAAGGUGGAAACAUUUCUGAAUUAGAAAGGCGCCAUCUAACAACUCGGGAAUCUUUUUCCCUUUAGCAAGCAAACUCCCCUGGGUCUGUCAUUGGUAUGAUUUAGACUUAAACCCUGUCUUCCCUUGAGGGAAAGCUAAACUUACAUAGGACUCACUCAACACAUAAACCAGAUGAGAGUAAAUAAAGCUGUGUUCACCUUGAAAUAAGGUCUCAGGGAGGCAGCAGGGUCUCCUGAGAAGUCAUGAGCUGUGUGCUACUUUAACGCCUCUUUAAUCCCAUUGUAAAUGUCACGUUGUUUUUCACCAUUCAGUAGCAUUGUGGGUAGAGCUGUGACUCUGCUGCCUUCCCAAGGCAGAGCUGGUUCUGAAAUCUGUUUGUGAUGCAUGUGGCGUUACCAUCCACUGAUACAAUGAAACAAGAAAAUGCCUUAUUGUGGACACUAUUCACAUAACUAGCAUGUGGCUGUAAAAGAGAAGUAUUAGUUUUAUAGUUCUAAUGUUGUCUGUCCUACCAUUUCUGAAUGUUUCCAUUUCAAAGUGACAAUCCUCAAAUGACUGCUCUAGGCAGAGAUGUUUUAGCAACAGAUUUUUAGACCUAAUUGAGUUGAAAAUAUAUGCACAAGAGUCACUCUAAGAUACCUUGUUUAUAUACUAUUGUACAUAAGAUUUUUUUGUGCAAUAAAGUUUGUUUUGGCAGAA
Molecule: messenger RNA, 4440 nt
Organism: Struthio camelus australis
Lineage: Eukaryota; Metazoa; Chordata; Aves; Struthioniformes; Struthionidae
Source: RefSeq, a predicted model, not a curated record